AUGUACGAGAUCAGCUCGCGGACUCCAGCAGGCGAUGACGGCAGACGAGAGCAGAGCAAGAGGCUGUGCGGGAUGUACGGCUUGUCGAUGUCAAGGUCGGGCCAGCACGGGGAGCCGCCGACAGUGACGGCGGUGGUCCGAGGACAGGGGGAGCUGAUCGGGCUGCUGAAGGCGGCCGAAUGCGACAUGGACGAGCGGACGGAGGACGGGAGGACAGGGCUGCAUGUAGCGGGGAUGCUGGGGAGGGCGGGGAGCGUGAGGGAGCUGAUAGAGGCAGGAGCAGAGGUAGGAGCGAGGGACAAGGCAGGGAAGACGAUGGUGCACUGGGCAGGGGAGUAUGGGCAUGUGGAGGUGCUGAAGACGGUAGAGGAACAAUGCGGGAAAGAGACUCUGAGGACCUUGAUGAUGGAGAAAGACAUUGACGGCAAGACAUGCGCGCACUAUGCGAGUGCGGAAGGGCACUUGGAGGUAGUGCGGUAUGUUGCAGAGACAUGCGGGGAGGAGGUGCUGAGGGAGAAGACCAAUGACGGCUCGACAUGCGCGCACAGGGCGAGUGCAGGAGGGCACUUGGAGGUAGUGCGGUAUGUUGGGGUGACAUGCGGGGAGGAGCUGCUGAGGGAGAAGGACAAUGAAAGAAGGACAUGUGCGCACUAUGCGAGUGAGGGAGGGCACUUGGAGGUAGUGCGGUAUGCUGGGGAGACCUGCGGGGAGGAGGUGCUGAGGGAGAAGGACAAUGCCGGCGGGACAUGCGCGCACUUGGCAAGUGCAGGAGGGCACUUGGAGGUAGUGCGGUAUGCUGUAGAGACAUGCGGGGAGGAGGAGGUGCUGAGGGAGAAGGACAAUGACGGCAUGACAUGCGCGCACAUGGCGAGUGCUGGAGGGGACUUGGAGGUGCUGCGGUAUGUUGUAGAGACAUGCGGGGAGGGGCUGCUGAGGGAGAAGGACAAUCGCGGCAUGACUGGCUUCACUUUGGCUCGUAACUCAGAUGUCAAGGAUUAUCUUAAAGGUUUAGGUAUCGACUAG
This is a messenger RNA of Guillardia theta CCMP2712, 1023 nucleotides long. RefSeq lists its product as hypothetical. Gene Ontology annotation, molecular function: protein binding. NCBI's taxonomy places the organism in Eukaryota, Cryptophyceae, Pyrenomonadales, Geminigeraceae. The transcript is spliced from 2 exons. The record is from RefSeq and is a predicted model, not a curated record. Bases 1 to 1023 code for a protein of 340 amino acids.